AUGCUUUAACCUAUCAAAUGGGCUUAGAUUAAUACUCCCUGUUGGAUUUUCAAUGACCAUAAAUUAAUACCUGGGGUUAUACUUUAGGUUUCCCCCUUCUUGAUUAGCACAGCUGAAGGUAAUAUAGCUGAUUCCAAAAAUGUGUAUUAACGAAGUUUAGAUAAUUUAUAAGAACUCGAGGAUUUGAUUGAUCUAUCGAUUUUGAAUGAGGCUGAAGUUCUUAACGCUUUGCAUCAUAAAUUUUAACAAAAAAAAUUUCAAAUUUUUUGCGGAGCAUCUUUUCUCAUCAUCAAUCCUUUUCAUAAAGAAAACACAAAAUCUCAACAACUGCAUUAAAUUGCUCAAAAUGCUUAUCAUCAAAUGACUGACCUACCUUAAUCAAUUAUAAUGAUUGGAGAAUCAGGAUCAGGAAAGUCUGAAAUCAGCAAAUAAAUUUAAUUAUAGCUGUCCAAAUUUGGGAAUUUUCACACUAAAGUUCUGGCUUGCAAUUAAAUUAUCGAAGCCUUUGGAAAUGCCAAAACACAAAGAAAUUCGAAUUCAUCUCGUUAUGGAAGAGUCACAAAAAUGCUGUUUGAUAAAGAUUAUAAGUUAUGCGGAGUUCAUUUAAGUGCAGUUUCCCUUGAAAAAUCACGCAUAUAUAAUGUACCAUAAGGAGAAUGCAAUUUUAACAUAUUAUAUUAAUUCUUAAAUCAUGGAUAAUUGGCUUUAUUUAAUAUCAAUACUAAUCAAUAAUAAAACUUGAUUCCAAAUCCAUUGAAUUCCAAAGCAUAUUAAUAAUAAUCUUAGAAAGAAGCACAACAAUUUUAAGACACACUGGAUGCUCUGAAACUAUUCAAUAUAAAUAUUGAUGUAAUUUUAGGGAUAUUGGCUUGCAUAAUUAAAUUGGGUAAUAUAUAAUUCGACGAUCAUGAUAGUGAUUGUUCAAUUCAAGAUUUGAAAUCCAUUCUAUAGAUUAGUCAAUUGCUUGGGAUUUCAGACAAAGAAUUAAUAAGGUGUUUGUGUUAUAAGCAGAGAUAAUUGCUGAAAAAUGAAGUGGUUGAUACUCCAUUAAGUAGAAUAGAAUGUAUAAAUCAACAAUAGAAUAUCAUCAAGCAAUUAUAUGAAAGACUAUUUGAAUUCUUGAUUGAUUCAAUUAAUUGUUAGAUGUCUACAUAAGUAAAUAAGUACUAAAUCAGCAUAAUCGAUUAUUUUGGAUUUGAAUAAAAUAUUGUAAAUGGUUUUGAGUAAUUACUAAUCAACUAUUCUUAAGAAAAGUUGCACUAAUUUUAUCUUUUUGAUACUUUUCUAUGCGAUUCAAAAAUAUUCUAAUAGGAGGGAUUGAGCAGCAAUCAAGGGCCAAUUAAUUAUAUGAAUAAUCUACCAAUUUUGGAAAGUUUAGAGAGACCUCCUUUGGGAAUCUUGAAUAUAUUAGAUGAUAGUUGCACUGUGGCUGGCACUGAUGAAACCUUUUUAACUAAGGUUAAGAAUGCCUUUGUGAACAAUCAAAUAAUUACAUAUCCAAAAUCUUAAUCCCAACCAAUAUUUAAGGUUCGACAUUUUGCAAGAGAAGUUGAGUAUAAUGUUAUUGGGUUUCGUAUUAAGAAUAAAGAUGAAGUUAAUAAAUAGUUUUAAAUUCUGCUUUAAAAAUCCAAGAAUUAAUAUAUAUCAACAAUGUACUAGCAAAUCAUUACUUAAAAGUAUGUAGGAACAGUGGCAAGAACUGAAUUACAAGGCUUAGUUACUUCUCUUAAAGAUAGCAACAACUAUUUCAUAAGAUGCAUCAAAUCAAACGAUUAAAUGAUACAAGAUCAAUUUAAUUAAUCAUUCGUUCUAAAUUAGAUUAAGUAUUGUUGUAUAGUAGAGAGUCUGUAGAUGAGGAAGGAAGGUUAUGCAUACAGAAGAACAUAUUAAUAGUGUUAUUUUCAGUUUUUUGCAGUAGUGUAAUAGAAAAAGGUUGAUUACAAGACAGCAGUCAUUAAUUACAUGAAGAAAAACUUUGCAUUCACAGAUGAUUAAGUGUUAUUUGGAAAUAGAAUGGUGUUCUUUAAAUAUCAAACACAUAAAAUCAUUUAACAGGAAAUUAAGAAAUAAAAUAACUUAAAGCAUUAGGCUGCAUCCAAAUUGUAGAAUGCUUGGAUUUGUUAUAAAAACAAAAUGAUAUUUCGAGAAUUUCAAUGCAGAGUUAUAUACAUUUAAGCUCACAUUAGAGGUUAUUUAGAAAGACAAAGACAUGUUAGACUUAUGCAAUCUAUUGUGUUUAUAUAAUUUAAAAUUAGAGAGUGGUUAAAGAAAAUACAGUAUAAAAGAAAUUUAUAGGCAGCCAAAGUAGUUCAAACAUAUUUUAAGAGAAUAUGUGCAAUUAAGUAGAUGAUAGUUGAAGAAUAAUGUGCAAUAAAAAUACAAAGAUUUGUAAGAGAAAAACAAUAGUAUUAAGAUUAAUAAGUUGAAAGUGACAUAAAAAAAUUACUAUACAAAGUGACAGAUUAAGCUUGGAAAGUUAUUGUAUAUAGAGCUGCUACUAAAAUUCAGAAAACAUGGAAGGGUUACAUUACACGUUUAAUAAAUGAGGAUAAUAUACAAUCUAUUAAGUUAGCAGGAUUUUUAGUAACAGCCAAUCAAGCUGCAAUUACUAUUUAAAAAUAUGCUAGAAGACAAUAUUAAAGAAGAUAUUUUUAAUCAUUGAGAGCAGCCACUACUUACAUUUAGGGGUGGAUUAGAAGUAAGUGGUUGAGAAAUCUAUUUCAAAGGAUCAGAUAUGCGGCAAUCGUAAUUUAAAGAGGAGUGAGGAAAUAUUAUAAUUAAUAUAGAAAACAACGAAAGUAUGAAGAUCUAGUUCUGAAACCUUUGGAGAAUGAAUUGAAUAGGAUAAGAGAAUAAGAAUUUAUGAAUUUGCAUGAUAGUUAUAUUGAGAAUAUAUUGGAUGCUGACUAAGAAAAUAUUCCUGGCAAAAAAAUUGAUUUAUUCAGUUAAGUAAUAGAUUUGGAGAUAUUGACAGAUGUAAGUGAAAUCUAUGAUACAUUAUGGACAUCCUUAUAUAAGAGAUGUUUCAAAGAAUGUUAUGAAAAAUAGAAUUAUAUUUCAACAUACUCUAUAGGAGAAUGUCAUGCAUAUGUUGGAACAUUACAAAAUAAAAUCUACUCUUGGGGAUUGAAUGAUUCAUUAUAGUAAGGAUUGCUUAAAUAAAAUGCAAACAAAAUUAAUUCGAUACAAUUUCCAUUUAAAGUAAAGUCUAUCAAAUCUGGAGCUAAUCAUGGAUUAAUUUUAAGUUAAGAAAAUGUUUUAUAUUCAACAGAUGAAAAACAGAGUAUUUUAAAGAAUGUUAAAUUGUUCUCUGUAUACAAUGACGAUAACGUGGCUGUAGAUGAAAACAAUUUAAUUUAUAUAUGGAAAAAGAAACACAAAAAUCCAAUAGAACUGAAAUCAUGGACUGCAUUCAUAAGAAUGAGUUAGAUUUAAUAAAAGAUUUAAGUACAUCAAAUUUCCCAUGGGUUAUCAUUCUUCAUAGUGUUGUCUGCAAAUGGGAUGAUGUUCUCUAUGGGUGAAAAUACAGUAGGAGAACUAGGAAUAAAUAGAGGUCAUUCGAAAAAUGAAUUAACUUUAAUUGAAUUAUCUGAUAAAAUAGCAGAAGUGCAUUGUGGUAUGAAGCAUACUAUUGCCAAGUCUACUUUAGGAAAAGUGUACACUUGGGGUUGGGGUCAAAUGGGAUAAUUAGGACAUGGAAACCUUAAAGAUGAAGCAUUUCCAAAGAUGUUGCCAUUUGAAUCAAAGGUACUUUAGGUUAUGGCAGGUCACAAGCAAUCAAUUGUGAUUUUGGACACAAGAAAGAUUUAUUGGUGGGGUACCAACUCAUGCUUACAAUACCAAACAAGACCAGUUGAAUACAUGACUAAUUAUCCAGCUAUUAGAGUGCUAUGCAGUUGGAGCAGAACUUUGAGUGUUGUGUAUAUAACAUUUGCCAAGACUUAUAAAUGCAUAGAUAAUAACAUCAAAUUGAAAAAUAAGAUUAUCAAUCAGAUGGUUAGCAAGUGGAGUGAGAAUGACAUCUAUUCGUUAGAUCCUCCUUACUGUGAUAAUUUGGCUAAUUAUUUCAAUCAAAUGAAAAAGCCUUAAUAAAAAUUAAACAUCAAAUUUGCUUCAAAAAUUGAACAUCAACAAUUAGUUAAAUAACUCUAGUAAUCUCCUUUUAAUUUACUCGAUGAAGUCAAAGACACAAGUUGCUUCUUUAGUUUCAAGAAUGAGUCGAAUAUAUAAUUGUAAAGAUAGUUAUUGGAACAUUCGGAAAAUACGGAUAUCAUCAAUGCCAAAUCUUAUCAUAUCGAUAAUUCAAAUAAACUCAAAUUGCUGAAGUCUGUUAAAAAAUAUCGAAAUGAUCCUUAAUUAUAAGAAAUACUAAAAUAAUCUGAAUUAACAAUCAAAAUGAGUGAGGAAAAUAAGUCAGAAUAACAAUUGGUCUUUUCUGUAAUAGAGGAAGGCUAUUUCGAUUAAUUACUUAAGAGAGUACUCAGAAAAACCCAAGAACCCUAACAUCCAAUAUCAUUGAAGGAGGCUCAAGCAAUCGUGAACACUGUUUCUCGAUCUUCAGAUUUGUAGUCAAUAAAGGAAUUAGGAUUCAAAGAUUUUGUUGGCUACUUGCAAUCUAUAAGGGAUGUUUAUGUUGAGUAUAGAAAAUUUCAAAAAAAAGUACAAUCUUCAGAUAUUCCUGAUGAUUUAGAUGAAAUGGUAUUAGGAUGCUACAAUACAGUGCCUGCAUAUUUCUUCGAUUAACCAUUCCGAUUCAAUUAUCAACUAUUCUCAUUAGGCAAGGAUAAAAUUAAUCAGUAUUUAGAGGAGAUCAAGGAUCAUUUAGACGAUGUAGAGAUUACUUUAUUCUUCUAAAUUAAUUCUCGCUUUGACAAAUUUCUCAGCGUUAUAUUAAAUCUGAAUGAGAUGAAUUAAAUCAUAGAUUAGAAUAUUAAGAAAGUCAAGAGAAUACGUGAAAUUUACAGUGAAACUAGAGAGCAUAUGAUUAAAAAGAGCACUGAAAUCACAAAGAAGAAACAAACAAUUGAAAAGGUUGAAAACAUUUUGUUCACUCUUAAACGCAUUUAGUCGAUUUAAAAGAGUUUCGUAACAUUAACAGAACUUAUAAAUACUAAGAAAUAUUCCUAAGCAGUCUAAUUGCUAAAAGUAAGUGAAUAGACAUAUCAAACUAUUAAAUCAAUCACUGGCUUAAAGUUUAUACCUUAAAAGUUAGAACAAUUACAGAAGACUCUAUAAACCACAAUUUUGAAUCAUCUUCUAUCAAUAAUGCUUACUCAAAUGACAUCUUUAUUAGCACCAAACAAAUAACUUAUUAAUUAAAUAAAUCAUCAAUUGAAUGAUCAUGAAGAUUCUGUGCUUGCCAAUUCUUAUGUUAAUGAUAGUUGGUUUGAAUAGUAACAGCAAUCAAUGAUCACUCCUAAUAAGCAAUCAGAUGAUAGUUUUAUUAAAACCCUAUUGUCUUCUUCAGGCAUUAUUGAUAUGGCAGACAAAAUAUUUAAAUAGAAAGUCCUGGAGGAAUUGUAAGGGUAUUAUUAGGAGUUUCUCAUUGCACUUAAGAAUUUCUUCAAUCAAGAGGAAGCUGAGUAAUAAAUGAAAUUCGAUGAGUAGUCUAUCAUGGAAUAAAUAUCUUAGUAUAUGGAGGAACAACCGUUAAGCAUCUUUAUUAAGAUUGUUUAAUUCUUUUCUGAAAAUUUAAAGAAGACUAUUAAUCUAUAAAUUGCACUUGCACAAUCAAUUGCCAAAAAUGUAUUGGAUCAACCUAAACACAUGGAGAUUAUCGAGGAACACUUUUCCAUUCCAGUGGCAAUGUUGAAAUUUGCUAAUGAAAAGGUUGCCUUGCUCUUAUCCUCAAAGAGAAUUGCAUCUGACUCUUCAGUCAAGGAUUUUAUAGAUUUACUUUAAGUUUAUAAAUUUUGGGAUUAAUUUUUUUUAUAGGACAUGUCCAGAAUUAAUGAGGAUUUACAAAUCAAUGAUAAAAUAAUGUAAAAAAUUAGAGGAUAAUAUUAGAAAUGUUCUAUAAAUCAAUUAGUUUAUAUGCGUAGCGCUCAGGAAAAGUAAUAUCUCUAAAAUUUUCAUAAAGAGAAGAAAACACAGUUGAAUAAAUAUCUGGAGAAUGAGACAUGGUUGGCAUCUGAUGUGUCCUUUGAUAACUAUGAAAUUAUUACAUAUCUAUUGGAUCUGGAAGACUUGAAAUAGGUUGAAUAGUUGGAUGAAAGUGUUCUUCUUAAUAACAGCACAAUGGCAGGGAAGAAUCUAUUGCCUUCCUAUGUAAAUAAUUCACAUUUCAAAAUUAUUAAAACUGAAAUUAUCAUCUUAAAGGACAAUUCUAAAUAUAAAGUAACACAAGCAUUCUUAUUCUUUUUAUAAGCUAUAAGCUAAUAUUUGCAUUUAUUUGAAUCUUACUCAGUAAUCAAUUACGAACAGACCUAAAAGUUGGUUGAACUUAUAAAAUGUUACAAUUCUUUAGCCACACAAUACAUUUUGGGAGCUGGAGCUGUGCAUUUUGGUAAAAUUUCCACGAUUACAGCUAAAAAUUUAGCGAUUUCCUCAAUAUGUUUGAGGUUAUUCUUAUACUUGUUGGAUCCCUUAUCAAAUAAACUAUUUAAAGUGAUCAAUCAAUAAUAACAAACCGAAUUCACUAAUCUACAACAAAUCCAGAAUGAUUUUGCAACGAUCAAAGUGGACUAUGAAAAUCACAAUGCUGAAGUAAUGGCCAAACUUACGACUAUAGUGCAGGAUAGAUUUUAUAAACAUUUCGAAGACAUUGCUAAAUUAGAUUGGAAUGAUUCUUAAACUAAAAUUACUGUUCCAACUAAGAUGACCAAUCAGAUCUGUUAGAAUACGCGGUCUUUAUAUGUGGCUAUAGAGGACAUCAUUACAAAGGAGGAUCUUUGCAAGGUUUUUGGACACAUUGUAUCGAUUCUCAAUUCAGAUUUUGUGAAGAUAUUUAAAUAGCUCAAUAUAACUUCUAAAAUUGGGUUUACGAGGAUUAAGGAAGAGCUGGACUAUUUUAUGAAUUCUUUAAAGGACAUAGGACAGUUGCCUCAAUUUUUGGCUGAUCAAUAUAAAAGUUUGGAAUCAGAUAUCACUACGGUGAUGGAAAGUAAACAAUAAUGA
Paramecium tetraurelia is the source of this 7116-nucleotide messenger RNA. RefSeq lists its product as uncharacterized. The record is from RefSeq and is a predicted model, not a curated record. NCBI's taxonomy places the organism in Eukaryota, Ciliophora, Oligohymenophorea, Peniculida, Parameciidae. The transcript has 9 exons. Gene Ontology annotation, molecular function: syntaxin binding; ATP binding; cytoskeletal motor activity. Gene Ontology annotation, cellular component: myosin complex; GARP complex. Gene Ontology annotation, biological process: Golgi to vacuole transport; retrograde transport, endosome to Golgi.